This is a messenger RNA of Fraxinus pennsylvanica, 1887 nucleotides long. The record is from the annotation of a GenBank genome assembly. Lineage: Eukaryota; Viridiplantae; Streptophyta; Magnoliopsida; Lamiales; Oleaceae.
AUGAUUCUAAAGUGUAAUCCAACAGACACCGAAGCCGGUAUGAAGCUUCUGGAGGACCUGACUACAAAUGCAAACCAAGUGCAGCAACAGGUACUGAAGGAGAUACUAACACAAAAUGCAAAUACAGAGUAUCUAAAUACCUUCCUGGAUGGCCAUGCCUCCAAGAAACUUUUCAAGAAAAAAGUCCCUGUCGUCAAUUACGAAGAUAUCGUGCCUUAUAUUGAACGAAUCGCCAAUGGAGAACAGUCGAAUAUCAUAUCAGCUCAGCCUAUUAUUGAGCUCCUCACAAGCUCUGGAACAUCUGGAGGGCAGCCAAAGAUGAUGCCUUCAACUGCUCAAGAGCUUGACAGAAAGUCAUUCUUCUACAAUAUCCUUGUACCGGUGAUGAACAAGUAUGUAGAGGGGUUAGACCAAGGAAAGGCAAUGUUUCUUCUCUUCAUAAAACCAGAAAUCAGUACCCCAGCUGGCUUGGUUGCUAGACCAGUCCUAACUAGCUACCAUAAAAGCAGCAACUUCAGAAACCGGCCUUUCAAUAAAUUCAAUGUUUAUACUAGUCCAGAUGAAACCAUACUAUGUUCAGAUAGCAAGCAGAGCAUGUAUUGCCAGUUGCUAUGCGGUCUAGUACAGCGAAGUGAGGUCCUGAGGGUUGGUGCAGUUUUUGCAUCCGCUUUUCUGCGUGCAAUCAAAUUCUUGGAGGAUCAUUGGCGAGAACUAUGUCUUAACAUAAGAACAGGAGAACUUAGUGACUGGAUUACCGAUCCAAGUUGCAAGAACGCCGUGACUUUAAUUCUAAGCAAGCCAAUGCAAGAUUUGGCAGAUUUGAUUGAGCAUGAAUGUAUUGGAAUAUCAUGGGAAGGGAUAAUUAGGAAGCUUUGGCCAAGAACCAAGUAUGUUGAGGUUAUAGUUACGGGAUCUAUGGCACAAUAUAUAUCAACUCUUGAAUUUUACAGCGGUGGCCUGCCUUUGGUUUCCACAAUGUAUGCUUCUUCCGAGUGCUAUUUCGGGAUUAAUCUGAAACCAAUGUGCAAACCUUGUGAAGUGUCUUACACUCUCCUCCCAAAUAUGGCGUAUUUUGAAUUCAUCCCCGUCAUUGAAGAUCAUGACGAAAAGAUGCAGGAGAAGGUCUAUUGCAAUGGCAAAUCUGAUCAGAAAAAUGGGAUUAACGAGGAAGAAUGGGUAAAAAGUAAAAUCGUGGAUCUUGUGAAUGUCAAAAUUGGUCAUUACUAUGAACUUGUUGUGACCACAUUCACAGGUCUGUAUAGGUACAGAGUUGGAGACAUUCUCAUGGUGACUGGUUUUCACAAUAAUGCUCCUCAAUUUCGAUUUGUGCAAAGACGAAACGUGGUUUUGAGCAUUGACACUGACAAAACGAGUGAAGAAGACCUCUUGAAGGCAGUAACAGAUGCAAAGCUUGUUAUUGAAUCGCUUGGAUUCCUUCUGACCGAAUAUACUAGCUAUGCUGACACCACUUCAAUUCCCGGUCACUAUGUGCUCUUCUGGGAGCUUCAAAAGAGAGAAAAUACAGACCAGCAGCCAGAACUUGAUCCUGUUGUAAUGGAGCAAUGCUGCUACAGAGUGGAAGAGUCUCUAGAUUCUGUGUACAGGAGGUGCAGGAGGAAGGACAAAUCAAUUGGUCCCUUAGAAAUCAGAGUUGUGAAACACGGAACCUUUGAUGCACUCAUGGAUUUUUGUCUUUCUCAGGGAUCUUCUGUAAAUCAAUACAAGACGCCACGUUGUAUUAAAUCUGAGGAAGCUACCAGGGUUCUCAACUCGAGGGUGGUCGCUAGAUUUUUCAGCAAAAAUGUUCCUUCAUGGGAGCCUUUUAGAAUUGAAGAAAAUAAGUUAAGGUUAAUCGGAUCAAGUGAAACAAUUGUUGGAAAGUUUUGA